Messenger RNA from Oncorhynchus gorbuscha (pink salmon), 5011 nucleotides. RefSeq names its product cbp/p300-interacting transactivator 1-like. Gene Ontology annotation, cellular component: nucleus. The transcript has 2 exons. Gene Ontology annotation, biological process: regulation of DNA-templated transcription. NCBI's taxonomy places the organism in Eukaryota, Metazoa, Chordata, Actinopteri, Salmoniformes, Salmonidae. The record is from RefSeq and is a predicted model, not a curated record. Bases 2468 to 3031 code for a protein of 187 amino acids.
CAUUGUUGCGUGACAAAACUGCACAUUUUAGUGGCCUUUUAUUUUCCCCAGCACAAGGUGAACCUGUGUAAUGUUCAUGCUGUUUAAUUAGCUUCUUGAUAUGCCACACCUGUCAGGUGGAUGGAAUAUUUUGGCUAAGUAGAAAUGCUCAGUAACAGGGAUGUAAACAAAUUUGUACACAAAAUCUGAGAGAAAAGCUUUUUGUGCGUAUGGAUCAUUUCUGGGACCUUUUAUAUCAGCUCAUGAAACAUGGGACCAACACAUGUUUAUUUUUGUUCAGUAUAUAUUGUACAGACUGUGUGUUUUUAAGUAGCAUGUCAAUGAUCUGAUCUCUUGUCUAAUGAAAUCUUUUACGCGAAAGCAUCGGGCAAAUUUGAUUUCAGUCCUGUUCAAACCGCAUGUUUUACUUUCAACUGUAAGUACAUUAGGAGUGUAGAACAGUUUUUUAUAAUUUAGCUUUUGGUUUCACAAAAGUACAACUUUUUUUUAUGGUUCACCUUUGCCUUCUAUAUGGUGUAAAUAACAUGUUUUUUUUUUUACAAACUGAUUAAAACAUGAGCUUCAAUCACAUCCAGUAUAGGAAACUCACCAAAUGUAGGUCUGUGUCCCAAAUGACACUGUUCGCUAUAGUGCACUACUUGUACUUUUGACUGGAGCCCUAUGGGAAUAUAGUGCCAUUUUGGAUGCAGCCUAGAGGUGGGGAAUCAAAGUGGGUUCCAUGUGUGGAACAGAAGUUCUGUGUGAUCUUUAUGGAUUUCAUUUAAACAUUAUGACCACAACCAGAACACACACACAGAGUACGCACACUCACUGACAAACACACACACACUUUAUGGAUUCUGUGGUUUUCCUCAGAGUGCAUGUGAAACUCAUUAGUCUGUUUAUGGGUUCGGAGGAAAGACGAAACUGAUUGAAACUCCUAUCUUGUAAACAGCUCUGUGACAGCCUAUUGCGCAAAGACUCAGUAAAAAGUAUGAAUUUAGACAGAGUAGGGUAGUUCUGUCUUCCACCUCCUCCCCCAAACUCCCCAUAUGACAUUGCAUGGAGACCAGAACAAGACAACUUCAGGGCCUAAGGAGCUGGAUUCCCAAAAAUAUUUUAAGACAGAGAAACAGUAUAUUUAAAACAUUGAUAAUUCCUCAGAUUUCUUAAAGACAAUUUUGAACAUUUGGCAUAGAGCUGUUGCAUGGCAUAUCACUUUAUUUUUGGAUUGGCAAUAUGGCCAAAUUAUCAGUCCUUUGCCAACCAAAAAUGCAGAAACCGAUAAGUGGUCAGGUGGUGAUGACAAUUCGUUAGAAUUGGACACGGAUGAGUGUCCUUCCCUCCUUGAUAGCCACCUUUCAUCAAGUUGUCAUUUUUGUAAGAGUUUUGAAAUCUGCCACACCCCCUUUUGAUUUAGCUUCUUUUUUUGUUGUUGAGAAAAGCAUACACACGUUUAAAACCAAUAUGGAACUUAUUGUGCCUUUAAAAUGUUCUACACAACUAAUUUAAUUUGUUUUUAAUCACUUUUCACUUAUUUUGGGCUCCACCACUGUAAAUGUAAUUCAACAGAUGAAGCGCGGUCAUGUCUAGAAGGGAUGCCGCUAAUGUGAAAGUGAUGUCAGUUUACAUAUUCAAGUCAAGUCGGAAAUCAUUUUAGCUAACCCUAACACUUUUCCUAACCUACUACCUUAAUUAUCCUAACCAGCUGCUUAAGUUUUGCUGACUUAGGGAAAGGGAGGCAAGAGAGGGCAGAGUAAAGAGGACGCAGGAGUCGCGCAAAUCCAAUUGAGAAAAGGCAUGGCUUCCAUACAUUAACCAUACACAUCCUAUCUGCCUGACAGCUUCACUAAAGAAACUCAGAGCCUUGUGUAUAGAUAAGAACGUUUACUCUCCUCCCCAGCCUGAAAUCAAACUCCCAACUCUAUUCAUGCUGUUGAAUAGCACACCUGCCUGCCAUGUCCUGUAUGACGACUAGACUGACUGCAUCAGGCCUUCCCAACGACAUUUUAUGCAAAACAUAAUGUUUCCCUCCAUAGGAUGUCAUCAUUUGAUUUGAAUACGACAUCAGUUGACCUUUUUAGAUUAUGAAAUGUUUUGUCAUAAGAUAAGUGUUUGCUUUAGGGCUCAGUCUAUAAUAUAAAUAGGCUUGCAAAAAAAUGUAUCAAAGGAGAGUUGUUGAACAUUACAAGCUGACGUUAAUUUGCGUUUAUGUGGGACGGUCUGUUUUUACCCGUUUUUUUAAAGGUUUUACAUUCAAGAGGGAAAUUGAAAACCGUUCGUCUCAUUUGCAUAACGUUUUCUCACCGGGGAGAAAGAGGACUCCCCGUACUUCCAUACAUCAUGCUCGAGCCUCAUCUACAUGAGAACUGUCCCCGCGCACUGACGGGACUUGACCACAAUAAAGACAGAUGCUCGCAAGCCUUUAUGUGGUUAACUGAAAAGGAAUUAAGGCGCGUGGUGUUUUAAAAGAAGGCAUCCCCAGGUGAUGACCUCACUACUGUUCUCCAGCCCCACCCACGUUGUCAUGAAGGACCGCGAGCUGCCGUCAUCCUCCCUCACCCUCCUCCACUACACCGGGACGGCAGUGCCUGUCAAGACACCCGGGGGUGGCCCCUUACCCUCCUCCUCCACCACCCUCCACACCUCCACCUCUCCAUCCCUCUCCAAACCUCCGCCAUUCUGCCUGCAGACCCUCCAGACCGGCCCUCACCUCCUCGCCAGCAUGCAGCUCCAGAAACUCAACUCCCACUACCAGAGUCUGGCUGGAGGUAUAAGUGGCGGCGUAGCCUCUGGGCCCACGUCAGGACCUCAGAGGGGGUUUGGGGCCUCAACGCUGGGCUCGGCGGGGCAGCUGGUGGGGGGUACCCCUGGAGGUGUUGGAGGUAGGAAUCAGGGCUGUGGGGGGAUUAUUGACUCUGACCCGGUGGACGAGGAGGUUCUGAUGUCGUUGGUCGUAGAGCUGGGGUUGGAUCAGGCUAACGAGCUACCUGAACUCUGGCUAGGACAGAACGAGUUUGACUUCAUAGCGGAUGUACCUGCCGGAUGCUGACCCACCCAAAUGGAGGGAUGAAAGGAGGAGAUUUGUGCUUUCUCAUUCUUUCCUUUUCAUUACUCUCUAGGUUGGAUUGACAUAAACUCUAAUGUCCUGGCUGGGUGCUCACACAAACACACGAAAUUAGACAUUUUUUGGGGGUCACCCUCUGUUUUUCUCUAAAGGACAAGUUAUGGACACAACCUGACCCAAAAAGAGCAUGCUGUUCUCUUGUUUUUCCUCUGUAUCCCGUUCUAAAUUUAAAGGAGAAAGGAUAGACACAGGGUCUAAUGUUUUUGUGUGUCUCACAGAAAAUACUAUGUUACUGAGGGAACCUGAGCCUCGGGCCUGUCUGUCAAUUUCACUCUACUUCCCAAGGGCCCCCUACACACACACCGGCAGAAGGAGGGAUGGAUGGUAUUACGAUCCGGUAAUGGAAGUAGCAGCCGUGAAACAGGCACUUGUCACUUAUUCAGUUACCCCAACAUUCAGGAGAGUUCAGCGGGUUUGAUGGAACACCAGGGUGUGUGUGUGUGUGUGUGUGAUAUUAUUCAGGUCCCUGUGACAUAAGACAGACAUGACAGGAGGCAUCAGAAGCCUGUGUAGUCUCGGUGGACCGGUGUAACCUGACCUGUAUGGUGCUGUCAGUGUCUGUAUCUAAAUAAAUGAAUGAGUCUUAACGUCCGUGGUCUUCGUGUACCUGGUAACUCUGUAGGUGAAAUGAAUCAUAGUUCCUGCCCCAUCAUUCUCUCUGUCUAUUAUAAGUCUCUUCAUCCGUCCCCCCCCUCCAUCUCUGUCCCCUGUGGACCUAGAGCCAAGACGCUCCAAUACUACUCACUCUGCUGUUGUACCGUCAAUGUGUAUGUCCAAAAUGGCACCCAAUUCCCUAUAUAGCGCACUACUUUUGACCAGGGCCCUGUGUGUCCUGUUCAAAAGUAGUGCUGUGUUUAUAUAUAUAUGAGAGAAUGGGGUGCCAUAUAGGACAUGUACAAUAGUUCCUGAGGGUUACAGGUAAUGAGGCGGUUAAAGAAGGGUGACUUUAAAAAAAUCAAAAAUAUUGUAUUUUUUUGGAGGGGGGUUGACUUGUGAGAACUGAAGGCUAAUUAAUUAUAAACUAAUGAUUGCGUAAAUUAAUAUUUUUUUUAACAGUACCUGUUCAGAAGACUACAGAAACAAGGAUUACCUCUUAAUAAAGAGGAAACGUUCCAAUUGACUGAGUUCCCAUGUUCCAAGUGUGAGUCACUUGGCAUCAUCACGCUUCUUUCACCAUGUGAUUACGUUGGUGUUUUUACCUUUUCGAGUUAGUCAGUCAGUAGGCCGACAGUAGACCAAAGCAGGAGUAGGCUACAUAUCUAAACAGGGUCCUUAUUGUUUUGUAGUUUUAGUUGCUGGAUCACUUGAUCGUAAGAGAGCACGAGUGUGUGUGUGUGACUGCUUGCAUGGGAAAGUAUUCCUGUAAGUUUCCCUUUAUGUUUUGACUCCACGGAAAUGCAAGAUAACUACACCAACUUAUUUCCUAAUCAGAAACCCUUUGAGCUUCCAGACUAGCAAGAACAUUUACUUUUCAUUAAAUGUUUGUUUUACUUUCCUUAUGACAUUUCAGAUAUUUUUGUGAUCAUUUUCUUUUUGUUUUAGCUUGAGAAACACUUCUUGCUAUUAAUUUUGUAAAGGAAAAAGAAAAUGUUGGAGAAAAAAAAUGAAUCACUACUGCACUGAUUGUAUGGUCCUAAGUUUCUCUCUUUAAAUCACACCUUUUUUUAAUUGAGGCCUUAUUUUAGAAAGGGAGAGGGACCUAUAUUUCUUUUUUUAUCUCUCUUUUCUUUUUGUUUUUGAAAUGACAGAUUGGAAUCAUAACUGAUGUUGAUUUUUGUUUUAGCACUUUCUCCGUUUGCAUCUCAUUUGUAUCUUUAUGAAAAUAUGUACUAGAUCAUAUUUAAAUGCUUGUAUUUUUGUUACUUCAUUGCAUUUGGGGUGGAAAAUAAAGAAUACCAACCUGAA